CGAAUAUUUCAUUUAUACGCACGGACACGAGAGAUCCGAUCUGAACAGCCAAACACUUCCAAAUUAUUGCACAAAAUUAUAAGUGACCGUCCCGCGCGCCCACUUGGGGUCCUCGAUCGUUCGGCGGUGCCCAGGAAAACCGGAAAAGUGUACGUGAAUCGCGGAGUUUUCCCAAUGAAGCGCUGAAAUCGGAACAACCGUCCGACAGCAACAACAACGCAACAGAAAAGAACGGAUAAAGAAAACAUACAGCAAAAUGCUAGAACCGCCGAAAUUCGUUGACAAUGACUGCUACAACGGCAGCCGGUCCUUCACCUGGCUGGCGGAUAUGGUGGGGCUCUCGGUGGACUUGGUAAACUUCCUAAUCUGCCAAAUAUCGGCUCUCUUCCUGGCCUCGCUCUUCCGGUCCAUGCUGCAUCCAUCGAAGGUGUCCAGCAAGCUGCGGCACACGUUCGCCCUCUCGAUUGGCCUGGCCUUUGGCUACUUUUGCUUUGGCCAACAGGCCAUUCACAUUGCCGGAUUGCCGGCAAUAUGUUACAUCGUCAUCCGUACCCAGGAUCCGCGCAUCGUCCAAAGAGCCGUUCUGCUGGUGGCCAUGAGCUAUCUCCUGUGCGUGCACCUGAUGCGCCAACUCUACGACUAUGGAUCCUAUGCCCUGGACAUAACCGGGCCCCUAAUGAUCAUCACCCAGAAGGUGACCAGUCUGGCCUUCAGCAUUCACGAUGGCUUUGUGCGGCGGGAUGAGGAACUGACCAAGGCCCAGCAGUACCAUGCCAUUCGAAAAAUGCCCUCGGCCCUGGAGUACUUCUCAUACGUGUGGCACUUCCAGAGCAUUCUGGCCGGUCCACUGGUCUUCUACAAGGACUACAUUGAGUUCGUGGAGGGCUACAAUCUACUGAGCAGUCCACCAGGCAACGGUAAUCUGGAGAACAGCAAGAGAGAAGUGGUGUUGGAGCCUUCACCUACUAAAGCGGUGAUACGCAAAGUGAUCGGCAGUCUGGUGUGCGCCUUCAUAUUCAUGAAGUUUGUGAAAAUAUAUCCAGUGAAAGACAUGAAGGAGGACGACUUCCAGAACAACACCAGCAUGGUCUACAAGUACUGGUACGCCAUGAUGGCGACCACCUGCAUACGCUUUAAGUAUUAUCACGCCUGGCUCCUGGCGGAUGCCAUUUGCAACAACUCAGGCCUUGGCUUCACCGGCUACGACAAGGAUGGCAAUCCCAAGUGGGACCUGAUAUCCAACAUAAAUGUGCUGUCGUUUGAGUUUUCAACGAACAUGCGCGAUGCGAUCAACAACUGGAACUGCGGCACCAACCGCUGGCUGCGAACGCUUGUCUACGAGCGGGUGCCCAAGCAGUACGGAACGCUCCUCACCUUCGCCCUCAGCGCCGUCUGGCACGGCUUCUAUCCGGGCUACUACCUUACCUUCGCCACCGGGGCCGUCGUUGUGACGGCAGCGCGCACCGGCCGGCGACUCUUCCGCCAUCGCUUCCAGAGCACGCAGGUCACGCGAAUGUUCUACGACAUCCUCACCUGCCUGAUCACUCGCGUCGUACUGGGCUACGCGACAUUCCCAUUCGUUCUGCUUGAAUUUAUGGGCAGCAUCAAAUUGUACCUGAGAUUUUAUUUGUGCCUUCACAUCAUUUCACUAGUGACCAUAUUUAUUUUACCCAAGUUUAUACGCGGCGAUCGCAGUGCUCGCUCCUCGAACGGCAACGGAUCCGUGCGGCUGACGGCCGGCAAGGAUGGAUCGGUGGCCUUGACCAGUGGACUGCCGGCCACUGCAGCAGCAGCAGCCUUGACCGCCAGCAAUGAUCUCAACGAGGAUGGGGCGCAGGAUAAGCACGCUCAAUGUAAAGUCAACACGCCAACACACCGGCAGCCGUCUGCGGCUGCACUACACAACAACACAACCGAACAACAGCCAACCGAGCAACUGAACAAUGUAAACCCCCGACCACGCCCACAGCUGCAGCAGCAACAGCCGGACAAGAUGCCGAUGCCCAGGUGCGCCAGGGACGCCGUUAGCGUGCCCCAUGACCAGUGCGAGAUGGACCAGCUGUCCAGCAAGCUGAAGGAGAAGAUCGAGGCGGAGACGAAGAACAUUGAGGAGUUUAUUGAUAAGACUGUAACCGAGACCGUCAGCGGCAUUGUGGAGUUUAAGAACGAUCUGAUGCGGGACAUCGAGUUUCCCAAGCUGAAGCUGCCCGGCAGCGCUCCCUUGGAAUCCUCGGCCGGUGGCGGUCUCCGCAAACGCAACAUAUCCUCUGUCCAUGACAAUGGCACAGAUCCUGGCAAUGCUCCAGCCGACCUCCAUUCGUCGCUCGAGGAGAACGGCGCCGCCUUCCUGAAGAAGGAGAUCGAGGUGAUCAACGCGGUGGUGCAGCAGGCGGUGCCGGCCGUGCUUAGCAACGGUCAUGCAAAGUAGUGGCAUCAUCGACCAGCAAUUGUGAGGAGAGCGAACAAAGCAACGAUGACGAAGGUGCCGCGACAGGAAGUGGAGGCGGCGGGCAGGGGCAAAAAUGGGUGCUGCACAACUGAUUGAUUAAUUGAUUGACAGAUUGAUGACUAAACUAAGAGAUUUAUCCAACACGCACACGAUACUGGCACACUACAUACAUGCUUACACUUUGGUUUCGCUUCGAACGGAGUGUUUUAGUUGAUAGUCCUGAAGUACACAGAUUGUUUACACUGAAGUAAGUGUCCAAUGCGGCGGAUUAGCCAACUAAUAAAUUAGAUUCACUUUUAUAUUCAGUAUAUUCAUCGGCAGCCAAAACCUUUGUUCAAGUUAACUAAAUGUGCACCAAACUCUAAUUGUUGUUUAAAUGAAAUCUAUGUACGUUUGUAGAUGUUUGUUUGUUAAGAUCCCACGGUCCGAGGCGAACAGUGUGUUUCAAAUAGUAUCUUUAAAAAGAUGACUGGACCUGAAAUACCUUCUAACGAGUUGGAUGAACGAACACUCCAGCCGCUUUGAAACGCACUGUUUGACUUUUAAUCAAAAACUAAUCCAUAUAAGUAUAUGUAUGUAAACCUGCAUAUGUUGAAAUAUUUACCAUAUAGUCUAUGUGCAAAAAACUAAAACAAUUUUCCAACAUCAGUACUAUUGUAGUUCAAAUCCCGCCCAAAAAGGAACGAUAACGAAUCGCCAGCGUAGCGUGAAAAGUAGUAGAACCAAUGAUAUCCUCUUCAAAAAACCGCGAAAUACAAGAGUCAACCAAAUUUUAACUUUAGACUGAAGCUAUUGACAAGUACUAAGCAACAAAAAAGCAAGAAGCCAAGCAAAUCGUGCGUAGUUAAAGUUAGUUAGUAAGCCGAGAAGUUGUUUUUGAUAUUCAAUUUAAACCAAUUUUUGUACAACCACGCGAGUGUGUCUGGAUUGUCCAGUUUGCUUCCACUUUAUAUGUAUGUAUAUUCUUCCCAACCCGGCCUUUUAGCUGGUACACAUCUUUUUGUACAUGUUCGUGUCCUCCACUUGUGGCUUCCUACUCUGUAGCUCGUAAGCAUGCACUUUAUAUAUAUCCUUUUUUGUUUUACCCAUUAUUUUGUUAGUUCCAAUAAACGAUACAAUUUCGCCACAAA
This is a messenger RNA of Drosophila elegans, 3579 nucleotides long. RefSeq names its product lysophospholipid acyltransferase 1 (gene oys). NCBI's taxonomy places the organism in Eukaryota, Metazoa, Arthropoda, Insecta, Diptera, Drosophilidae. The record is from RefSeq and is a predicted model, not a curated record. Gene Ontology annotation, cellular component: membrane. Gene Ontology annotation, biological process: lipid modification. The transcript has 7 exons. Gene Ontology annotation, molecular function: acyltransferase activity. The coding region runs from base 257 to 2428 and encodes 723 amino acids.